Molecule: messenger RNA, 947 nt
Organism: Didymella exigua CBS 183.55
Lineage: Eukaryota; Fungi; Ascomycota; Dothideomycetes; Pleosporales; Didymellaceae
Exons: 2
Coding region: 219-779 (186 amino acids)
Source: RefSeq, a predicted model, not a curated record
AUCCACGCGCCAUCACCUGAGCACCGACCUUACCUACUCCCGAGCUGCGAGCGCCGCAACCGCUUCACUUCACUCUGUCGGUUGCCUUAAACAUCUGGAGGCUCGUCGAAUGUGAUGCUGGAGUUGAGAAAAUUCACAUCAUGCAAGAUGAGAAGGUAUGAAGCCAAGAAGGCAAUGCCAAUCUUAAAUACAAUGCAACCGAGGAAGAGAAGGUGACGAUGGUUGACCCGAAGGUCGAAUGUUUUGAUUCUUGUUUUAAUGAAGUUCUCCAAGCCUUCCUGAGGUACCAGACCAUAACGAUGAAGAUGUCCCACGAUGAAGUACCAAUCCAAGUUCAACCCAGUGCCCACUUUACUCCACCACAGAAGCCACAUCUAUGGAAACUUCCCACGCCUGGCUGGAUACCACUGAAACUCCUCCCAUCCCACCCGAACAAGUCUCUCCCACCCAGUGCUGCUACAGUCAAAGACUGCAGGCGAUCUGAUCAGAGUCGGCGCGAGGAUCAUAUCCAUCAGCAGCAACAGACACUCCGAUCAUCGUGUGGCAGGCCUGCCCGAAGAGCUUCACCUCCCGCACCGCACGACGAUGUUUACCAGACCAUAAUGCCAAGCUCUGUUGGGCGAACCCUCAAGCCCCCAAGCGUUCCUCGUCUUUCUGAACCAUGGGACACCCAGCCAGGGUACCGUGUACGUGUAAUCGUAUGCGAAAGCGAGUGUGAGAGAUUUUCGUUGUCAUCAUUGACGGUGUGCUCUGCUGUGGCAUUUGAAGUGAUGGCCUGAAGAGGCAUCGGUGGGAGACUCGAGGGAGACGGAAGUUGAUACCGAAGGACGGAUUGGCCUGAGAAGGUAUCGCGAUGAUGUUGUGUUCGAUUUAGGUGACUUGUGCUUUGAGAUAUGGGAACAGAUGCGAGCAGAGCUGACAGUGUUAGCGGAAGAGGUGAAGAUGUA